AUGUCCUCGACGUGGAGAAGAGCUUUACCAGGAGUAGCCAACUCCCUCAAAGUUGCCUUUCAAGGUUUCUGUCUUGGCAAUCUGAUCAGCAAUCACAUGUUCGAAAUUCGACCGUCUUCGGGAUCAUCCAUGCUUCCCACGCUGCUUCCCAAGGGCGACUACCUGCUACUGGUCAAGCUGGAUCUUCUCCACGCUUGGCGAAGCGCAUCCUUUCCAGCCUUGAUGGGUCAAAGCGAAAUCGACCAAUCUUUCACGGCUCUACAAUCCUCCACCAAACCUGGCAAAGGCUAUGCAGACUCGCUCAAGAGCCUCAAAAGAGGCGAACUGGUCGUCGCUGCCCAUCCCAUCGAUCCCGAAAAAUGGGUGUGCAAGAGGAUCAUAGGUUUGCCAGGCGAUACGGUGCUAGUAGAGCCACGGUGCAUCAAAGUGGACAAUGGCACGUCUUCUCCUCUCACAAUUCGUACGCAUGCUCAAGCUCAAACCCAAGCAUCCGAUCCACUCAUCGAUCACACCUUGAGGGACAUCUUGCCGCGCGAUCUGCAAGAGCUUCUGGCGCUAGGGAACAAGAGCAGCGAAAUGGAAGCUGCUCUGCAUCAACAUCGCGCAGAUGGUACUGGAGGAGAGGCGCCGCUCCAGUCGAUAGCGCGCGACAAGUCGCCGUGGGAGGAAGCUCUAUCUCAUCAUCUCUCGACCUUCUCGACGCGCAAAGCACCACCAGCACUCACCGCCUUCAACGUCCGUCCAAACAGCAACGACGAGUCGCAAUCUUCGAAUGCAUCCCUCCUCUCCAAACAAAUCGCAUCACCUUCCCAUCCUCCUCCUCAAUACGUCACCAUUCCCGCCGGACACGUCUGGCUAGCAGGCGACAACACCUCUUCUUCCAGCGAUAGCAGGUACUAUGGACCCGUACCCAUCGCGCUCAUCAAGGGCAGCGUCGUCGCCAGAGCUUUUCCCAGUCCAAAGUGGAUGAGGAGCACGAGCGCUUUGAAAUGGAUGGAUUGA
Molecule: messenger RNA, 1002 nt
Organism: Ceraceosorus bombacis
Lineage: Eukaryota; Fungi; Basidiomycota; Exobasidiomycetes; Ceraceosorales; Ceraceosoraceae
Source: the annotation of a GenBank genome assembly